This is a messenger RNA of Biomphalaria glabrata, 1328 nucleotides long. Its product is annotated as E3 ubiquitin-protein ligase RNF6-like. The record is from RefSeq and is a predicted model, not a curated record. NCBI's taxonomy places the organism in Eukaryota, Metazoa, Mollusca, Gastropoda, Planorbidae. The coding region runs from base 179 to 961 and encodes 260 amino acids. The transcript has 5 exons.
GAAAGUAAAAAAUGGUGGCUAGAUACAGAGAUACGUAAAUAACAGCUCUUAUCUCCCAAGGUAAUUUCCCCGGGAAAAUACAACACACCGUGUUGGCCCAGUGUCACUACGUGUCCCAUGAGAAUCAGUAGGUUAAGGGAACUAUACAACAGUCGCAUUAGAAAAGCUCGAUCACAGCAUGGAAGAAGAUGUUGGUGUCUUCCGACUGCAACUAGAAGAGCUCUUCGGGCCUGAUAGUUCCAGGUCCAUGAACUUCCAUCAAGACAAUGCGGCAGACUUGAGACGAGCCAUGCACGAAAUCUUCGGGUUGGAGAGUGACGAGACUCUUUCCGAAGAUGAUGUCAUGCUGAGGACACUGCAGCAGCAGGAAAUGGACGAGCUCUUGAGCUUGGAGGCGGCAAUACGUCUUCAGGAUGAAAUGGAAAGGCCCAGGAGGAGAACACCUCACUCUCUGUUUGAUGCUUUCAGAUUCGUGCCGCCCGUGCUGAGUGGGCGCCGUUCAACAGAUGACUGGCUUGAGCGACAGCUGGAGGAGACGAGCAGAGAGGAAGCCCAAAGGCGAAGACUGCAGCGUCAAGAAGAGGAAGCCAGGCGAAGGCGAGAAGAACAUGCUGCCCGCAUUCGGGAAGAGAGUUCACGGACCCGAAGACAUGGUCAAGAUUUUGCGAUGAAUUUUUUCGGCUUUUUUAUAAAUAGAAUGAUGAGCCAUAUUAUGCCCCCUCCAAGUCUGACGAGGUCACAACUAGAUGACCUCCCCACGACAGUGCAUAAAGAAAACUCUUGCAAUGCGGAGGCUGCGGCGUCUUCAGAUGUUCGUUGCUCCAUUUGUCUGGCGGAUUUCAUAGAUGGGGACCAGAAACGUGUGCUGCCCUGUGCUCACAAUUUUCAUUUAAAAUGUGCUGACAAGUGGUUAGGGAUGAACCCGACCUGUCCUGUGUGCCGAAGUAAAGUUCAACCUUGACAGUGACUUCACUUGUGCCAACACUCUUGUCCUUCGAAGCAUUGAAGCAUUUACAAAACCAAUGUGUUCUUCUCAUGACUCUUUUAACUGUAGUCAUUAGCAUAAUUUAUAUUUUGUUCCUUUUGUAAAAUCUUUUGAUUUCCUAGAGAUUUCAUUUAUUUUGCACAGCUAACAUCAACUCACUCUGUCUUUCUGUCUAUCUGUCUGGCUUACUGUCUGUCCGUCUGUCUGGUAAAAAGUUCAAACAUGUUUUAUGUUUUUUUCUCCCAUUUCCCAUUCUCGGACCAAGUUGAAACUUAAAUGAAUUAUGCAUUGAAUCUGAAUGAACAUGAAACAAUAAAAAAAAAAACAUUUAUUUAAUUAGUUA